GUUGUUUCAUCUGGAGAGUCACUAUCUAUCUCCAUUCUCAAUCUCAUCUCAUCUUCUCUCGCGUCUAUCUCAGCCUCCUUCUUCAACUCUCCUCAACCAUGAUCAUAGCCCACAAUCGACUUUACAACAGCACCGAUAAUAUGGACCAACAAGAACCACCAGAGUUUAUCCUCGACGUAUUCGCCGAUCCGCGCUCGGUUCGUGAAGUAGUCAAAGGAAUACUGCAUACCAUAUUUUUUAAUCGAUUCUUCCCUUCUAUCGUCCCACAAACCCGCGAGGUCCUUGACACGACGCUUCCCUAUGUCGACGACGACGAGCUUGAGACUAUGAUAGAUCAGCGCGUCGCGGCUCUCGAGCGUCAGAUCGAUGUCCAGCGCUCAUCAGGCGGUGCUAAUAGCGCCAGCACCGGAAGUGGUAACGGUGGGCGCGGUCAGCUCGUUGUUCAGUUUUUCGAGAAACGUCGUCGCAAAGCCUGGCUGUCCCGUGGCGACGAAGAGGUUUGUUGGGAGUGUUGGACCAUCAAAGUGACUGUCGCCGAGCCAAGAACAGAGAGUGAACGUGCUAAAGUUCGACGAGCAAUGGAGCAGACCCUCUCAGCAACAGCGAUGAAGAUAGUCGCAUUCGUUAAUACACACAAAGAUCACAUACCGCCCAUCACAACUCAGGGUACUAACCCGUUCCCCUACAAGAUCAACAUUGACCAAAAGGAGGCGGCAGGUUGGGCAACACGGAUGCGUAUAUACUAGAAUGAUGAGUUCGGAAGAGUCUCACGCCCCAAGAUCAUUGCGGGCUUGCGGCGCUUAUAUUGCCUCGACCUUGCUGUACCUUUAUAGAAACAAUUUCCUCUGCGACACGGUCAAUGGUGGAUUUGUGGAAUAGGUUACAGAAGUCAAGGGCUGACCAGGCCUGGUGAAUGGUAUAGAAGAUCCAUUCAUCUGGGAUGUAUAGAUCAAAGGCGUUUAAGGAGUCAUGACUAAUAGCUAGUAUACAUAGGUCAUUCAUAAUUGAUACCCCUUUCCAACAACAUGACGGCUCGUAAGCUUGCCAGUGACACACAAGAGAAGUGCUUCCGCCACUCGUGCAUUAUCUGAAUG
Molecule: messenger RNA, 1094 nt
Organism: Fusarium odoratissimum NRRL 54006
Lineage: Eukaryota; Fungi; Ascomycota; Sordariomycetes; Hypocreales; Nectriaceae
Exons: 3
Coding region: 99-746 (215 amino acids)
Biological process (GO): autophagosome assembly; autophagy
Cellular component (GO): phagophore assembly site
Source: RefSeq, a predicted model, not a curated record